AAUAGGGCGAGUCAGUGAGUCUUCAAGUCAAAGUUUCUCUUUGGUUUUUUGUGUUUUUAUUUCUUUUUUGUCUAAUUGUUUUUCUUUUGAUUUGUUCUUUUUCCAAGUGCUUUUAAAAUGAGUGAACAUAAGCCCACAGGUGAAGGAGACUUUGAAGAAGGAGAAAACAUCGACUACAAAGCUCCACCAGAGAAAAGUUUAACCGAGAUUUUGGAAACCGACAAAAACGAUGAAAGCCUAACUCGGUACAAAGAAGCCUUGUUGGGAGAUGCUGCUGUUAGUGCCCCGGUCGUUGAUCCAUCUAAUCCCAAUCGAGUGAUUGUCAAAGGAUUGGCCUUGUUAACCGAAGGUCGACCAGACCUUUAUCUAGACCUUACAGGAAAUCUCGCUGAACUCAAGAAGCGUGUUUACAAGAUCAAGGAAGGAAUCCAGUACAAAAUAAGAAUCGAUUUCAUUGUUCAAAGAGAAAUUGUGACUGGACUAAAAUAUGUGCAAAAAAUCAACAGAUUGGGCGUUUUAGUUGAGAAAAUAUCACAAAUGGUUGGUAGUUAUGCUCCCAAAACCGAAAUCCAAUCUUACACGACGCCUCCGGAAGAGAUGCCCUCAGGUCUCAUUUGUCGUGGAAAGUAUGACGUCAAAUCUUUGUUCACCGAUGACGAUAAACACGAACACUUGAAAUGGGAAUGGACCUUUGAACUGGUCAAGGAAUGGGAAUAAUUCUCGAGUCUUUUUUAUGUGUCGUCUCUUAUUUGGUUCGAAAAACUGGAAUAUUCAAUGAAAGAGCCAAUCAAUCAAUCGAUUUCAUUUAUUUGCUUUGAUCGAAUCGUGAUCGUGUGCCUAUUGUACAAUCUAAUUAGAUUGUGCGUCCAAAUUAAACUGAAUGUUCAGUUUUCUUUUAAAUUGUCCAGAAUAAUUUUGAUCCUUUUUUAUCUUGUUCCUUUGCACUAAAACAAAUUAAAUCCAACUUUUCCACUCAA
Molecule: messenger RNA, 977 nt
Organism: Panonychus citri (citrus red mite)
Lineage: Eukaryota; Metazoa; Arthropoda; Arachnida; Trombidiformes; Tetranychidae
Gene: RhoGDI
Product: rho GDP-dissociation inhibitor 1-like
Exons: 2
Coding region: 118-717 (199 amino acids)
Biological process (GO): Rho protein signal transduction
Cellular component (GO): cytoplasm; cytosol; membrane
Molecular function (GO): Rho GDP-dissociation inhibitor activity; protein binding
Source: RefSeq, a predicted model, not a curated record